AUGGUGUCGGUCGAAGACGCAUCAGCGGUGGAGCCCGCCAAGAUCCAUUGUAUAACAAACGUGAACAAUUUUUCUCAAACUACUACACUUCUCCUUGAUGGAGAUAAUUCAACAAGAGCUGAGUGUUCAAUUAGCACUUCCUCCAUUUCUGAUACGAAAGAAUCUUCAAAGCCAUUCCUUUCAUUGGAAGGUGUUUGCCAGACGACUGGCUUCAUCAACAGUCAGAAUCAACAGGUGGCAAAGUUUCCAAGUAAUGUUCGCUUUGUUGUUCAACCAGUAGCAGAGGACAAUAUCAGUAAAGCAAAUGGUGAAUCUGAUGAAGAAGACAAACACCAUAAUCUUUCUGCCCACUCUUUUACCUUCCCUGGUGCCAAUGCAUCUGCAGAUGACAUAAAUGGACAUUACAAUUAUUGGGGAUCUGAUCCCCAUGCCCAGCUGACGGUCCGGUCGAUGGCUUCUAUCGGUCUCGGAUCUUCUAACGGUAGAAAAAUCCACAUGCGAAGAGUUCACACCACAGGCGCGGAUCUGGUAUCUCCACUUUUAAUUUCUCCGAAUGGCGAAACAAUCCAGACACCGUGGACCUUUCCAACUAUAACAAAGAACAUUAGUGGGAUGCUUGAUGGGCCAGUGGAUGGUGGAUCAAGCAGCAGUGAUGAAUCUUAUUCCGACACGAGGAAAAACAAGAAUAAAUUACGAGUUAGAAGACGUCGCCAUAGUUUACGAACGGAUCGCUACACAGGCCAGACAUGGGGCUCUAAAGUGGAAUUUCUGCUGGCCUGUGUUGGCUUUGCAGCCGGAUUAAGCAAUAUCUGGCGAUUCCCUUACACGGCCUUUAAAAGCGGAGGAGGGGCGUUUCUCAUUCCUUACUGCAUCAUGGUCUUCCUGUGCGGCAUUCCGAUGCAGAUAUUAGAAUUGGCUGUAGGCCAGUACACACGUGAAGGCCCCGUGGAAGCAAUGAGGAACAUUUGUCCACUUUUCUCAGGUGUUGGAAUUGGCAUGGUACUCUUCAGCAUGCUUCUUAGCUCGUACUACAGUGUGGUGAUGUCAUGGGCCAUGCUCUACCUUGGCUCGUCUUUCACUUCGCAGCUUCCAUGGACCCAUUGCAACAACACUUGGAACACGGAAUUCUGUCGCCAAGCAGGUUCACUGCCUAUUACUGCCCGUUCGGACGAAAACGUCACUGGAGUCCAACGGCUUAUAGCCAUUGAGUUUUCCAAUAGUUCAUCUCGCUUGAGGACUCCCGGCCAAGAGUUCUUCGAUCGCCGAAUUCUGCAGAUGACUGACAGAGUGACCGAUAUGGGUGAAGUCCAACUGGAGCUGGCAAUCUGCUUGCUAAUCGCAUGGAUCCUGCUUUACGUAACUAUUCGUAAAAGUGUCCGUUGGUCAGGAAAAGCGGUUUACGUCACGGCCACCCUUCCAUACUUCUUGUUAUUGGCACUGACUGGCAGAGCGUUAACUUUGGAUGGAGCUGACGAUGGCUUGCGUUACUUCUUUCAUCCAGAUUGGUCAAUCCUGCUCAGCUCGGAGGUCUGGGUGAAUGCUCUGGCACAGGCGUUUAUGUCGAUUGGCAUCGCUUAUGGCUGUUUAAUGGCUUUCGCUAGUUACAACCGUUUUCACAAUCCGUUAAUUCGUGACGCUCUAUGCUUGAGCGUUCUGAACUCAUUAACGUCGUUAAUAGCCGGCAUCAUCGUUUUUGCCACCCUUGGCCACACUGCCCUUGUUUACAACGUGCCUAUCGAUGAGGCUGCGACUGACGGUUUGAGUUUAUCCCUAGUGAUGUAUUCGACGGUGGUUUCGCAAAUGCCAUUUCCCCAAUUUUGGAGCGUUUUCCUAUUUGUCAUGUUUAUUUUCAUUGGACUGGAUACGCAGUUCGCCACAGUGGAAGUAGUUCUUUUGACAUUACAUCGUUUCACUAAGCAAUUUUGUAACAAGAAAGCGGUUUUGAUGCCUGACCUCGUUGUGGUUGGCAUGUGCAUGGCAUGCUUCGUCGGAGCCCUUCCUUACAUUACGCAGGGUGGAAUCUAUCUCAUGCACCUAACAGAUUAUUAUGUUGCUACUGUGGCUGUUAUUUUGCUGGCACUAAUUGUAGCGUUUGCAACCGGCGUCCUCUACGGAGCCAGCCGUUUGGCUCGUAACAUAAGAGAAAUGACAGCCCACAGGCCAUCUCCCCUCUUGAUAAUUUGCUGGGUGGCCUUAACGCCCUUAACUAUUCUGGGGGUGUGCAUUUUCCAUUUAUGUGACCUAAAAGGAUUAGUCUACCAUCACGGCACAUACGUCUUUCCCGAAUGGACGGCUAUAUUAGGCUGGUCCGUCUUGGCCUUUAUCCUCGUACCUGUUCCGCUUUUUGGCAUUGUUGCCAUUUCUCAAGCUAAUGGAAAAUCAAUCUUUCAGAAAAUCGGGAACUCGAUGAAAUCGCAAAUUGCUGAGUGUCCCUGCUGCCUCCGCGGUGUUCACGGACUGAAGGAUACCCAUUCCAUGGUUCAUUUGGACAAUGACGUUAAUGGCGGCCCGUAUUCUGCCUGUACAUUUGCCGAAUUUGCAGAAGUAGCUUACCCGGAAGAUGGGUCGUAUACCGUCACGUCAGCGUCGUCGCUGCCGUUUACACCUUCAACGCUUAACUCUCCUCUAACGCCCACUCUAACCGUCCAGUACCCGUCAGACGAAGAUAGUUCGCGCAUACUGGCAACCUCAGUUGAAAGUCACCGGUAUCAGUCGGAUUAAAUAAGUUUGCGUUAUUAGGUCUCUAGGGCUAACUUCUUUGUUUUUCUUUCUAAUUUGUCUCCAACUUUUUUUCCGUUUUCUUUUUCGAUGUUCCGGCGUAAGGGUAGAUAACGUCAGAGUUACUUUAGUAUUGUCGUUUGGUCCAUGUCUGAAACCGAAUACUCUUCUCUCAUUCGACGCUGGGACCAGAACGAAAAAGUUCUAUGGAAAUCUAUCGACCGACGAUCCCAAUUGUUUUAUUUAAAAACAAAAAAACAAAAAAAAAUUAUAAUGUAGGUGACGUUCCUUCUCUUUCUCCGAAUUUCUAGUUGAAAUCCUUUUCCUUUGUAAAGUACAGAAUUUAGAUAGAAAAGUAGGAAAGAGGCGAGUAGAUUCGUGUGGACGGCACCCAGUAAAAAACCCCACACAUCUAGGAAUCAUAAUAGCGAUUGCAUCAUAUUUAGUUUAUUAUUCAGAAAUGGCAAUAUUGCGUGCCGCCGGUCGAUCAAUGAUGUUUAUUACCCGACCUCUUGCAGAUACCUGCUGUAUUCGGUAGUACUCCAUUUAUACUGUCUCUUUACGUACUACCUUUUUUUUAUAUUUUAAUUGACAGUUUGAUUACGGAGAAAUAAUACAAACCAUCACUCUUGAA
Molecule: messenger RNA, 3352 nt
Organism: Daphnia magna
Lineage: Eukaryota; Metazoa; Arthropoda; Branchiopoda; Diplostraca; Daphniidae
Product: sodium- and chloride-dependent betaine transporter
Exons: 15
Coding region: 1-2721 (906 amino acids)
Biological process (GO): sodium ion transmembrane transport
Cellular component (GO): membrane
Source: RefSeq, a predicted model, not a curated record